Staurois parvus is the source of this 2132-nucleotide messenger RNA. NCBI's taxonomy places the organism in Eukaryota, Metazoa, Chordata, Amphibia, Anura, Ranidae. The record is from the annotation of a GenBank genome assembly.
AUGGCAGACCAAAGCCAAAUUCAGUCAUCUGCUUCAAAAAGCAUACGACCUUUUCGCUCCAGCGAGGAGUACCUUGAAGCCAUGAAAGAAGAUCUCACAGACUGGCUCAAUAUGUUGUAUGACCUGGACAUGGAUGCUGGCACUUUCAUGGACGCACUGGAGACCGGGUACACACUUUGUCAGCAUGCUAAUAAUCUCAAUCGGCUGGCACAAGAUUUUAAAACACAGUAUCCAGAAGCUGCUGCUGGCAUGAGAUUGCCACAAAAGGAUGUAACAUUCCAGGUUAAAGGAGCCAUUCCAGGUUCAUUCAUGGCCAGGGACAAUGUAUCUAACUUCAUUAGCUGGUGCCGCAAGGAGCUUGGCAUACCAGAGGUGCUAAUGUUUGAAACUAAUGAUCUGGUACUGAGGAAAGGGGAGAAGAGUUUUGUGCUGUGCUUGCUUGAGGUGGCCCGACGUGGGGCACGAUUUGGGAUGCCAGCACCAAUGCUCAUUCAGAUGGAAGAAGAGAUUGAUGAGGAGCUUAGUCGGGGCAAACCGAAUCUAGAACAGCGCAAGUAUCCACGGGCACCGAUUCCUGUUCAACCACCACGUACCAUAUAUGAUCUCAAGAACCUGGAUGAAUUGGUUCGUGAGAUAUUAGGGUGCUGCCGUUGUCCAUCUCAGUUUCCAAUGAUUAAAGUAUCAGAGGGAAAAUAUCAGGUUGGGGACAGUAAUACACUCAUCUUUGUGCGGGUUCUGCGGAGUCAUGUCAUGGUGCGUGUUGGGGGAGGAUGGGACACCCUAGAACACUAUCUGGACAAACAUGAUCCCUGCAGGUGUCAGUUUGUUUCCCAUCGUGUGCAGACAUCACGUCCCACAACAUUUUCCCCCCAACGAAUGUCCAAUGUUGCUCCUCCCCGCACCUCCAGCCCAUCCCAUGGACGCAGUUCUGAGGGCCUUCCCAGGAACGCUCAGAAGCCAGAGCCAAGCACUCCACGACGAUCCACUCCAGCUCCCACUACUUCAUUGAACAACACCUCCAAGACCCCAUUAUCUCAAAAGGAGCGUCCAGGAGUACAUGGCAUUAACUCAUUCAGGCCUCCUCGUUCCCGACGCUAUUCUGGUGACAGUGACUCUUCUGCCUCCUCUGUCCAGAGUGCCCCAGCAGGCAGAAAAUCAUCCGAAGUGUUAAGACCAGGAUUUCGUGCUUCAGUAACACGCAGUCAGUCCCAGGACCGCGGUCCUCUUUCCCGGCGAACUCAGGUAUCCCAGCCUGCAGUGUCUGAUCGAGGCAGAACCCAAGGUAUUUCAAGUACUGGACCUUCAACAAGGCGUGCCCGAAGUCAAGGGCCCUCAAGUAACAAGAAGACAGUUUUGAUGAUCACACGGGAUAAAGAUGGACAACAUUCAUUGACAACUCCUAAUGCUUCCAAGCCCCCUAUUACUUGUCCUCAAACGGAGCCUCCCAAAACAAAUGCAAGAAGACAGCUGGGAUACACUUCACAGCCUCUGAAUGCUUGUCAGGAACAACAAAUGUAUCGUAGCUUGGAGAAAGAGUUCCUUGAAAACACAAGACUCCUUGGGACUUCAGAGAAUGCUGGAGGAGCACAGGGAGCCAUCUUGCUAAGUCCACCAUCUUGUGAGCCAGCUGCUAUAGACUCUGCAUACUGUUCUUCUAGUUCAUCUUCUUCCUCACUCAACUUCUAUAUCAGUGGAGGCGGAAGAGAGCAGAAUGCAGAGGGGAGCCAUGUAGCGCUUCCUGCAUCUACUUGGAGAAGACUUCCUGCUCUGUCCAGCUCUUCAGAUGAUAGCUCCUGCCCACCUGCUUCUGAGGACCUUCAGGAGGAAGUGGAGCCAGAAGAGCCUUCUGAGGCAGCUGAAGCAGAUUCUAGUGGGGUGGUCUUGCGACCAAAAAAAUCCCUGAAACGCCCAGAUAGAGUACCUUCCAUCUAUAAACUCAAACUGCGCCCAAAGAUCCGCCCACGGAUAGACACUCAACCAGACAGGUCACCAUCUCGAAUCCCCACCCCACUUAAUUAUAGAACUGCAAACUCUCUCCCCUAAGCCUGCACCCACUCGACGUUCCUGGAGAGCCCUUCAGUCUGUUUUUUUUUUCUGAUUCAGGAGUACAAGCAGAUCAUCCUGGUGGCUGA